AGACUGUAGCACCCGAGGACCAACCCUGCGAACAGGUGUCACAUACAGGGUGUCCUGACACCCGAGCUGAGAUGUGAACCAGCAGUGAUGUCAAGCCAACUGUUUUAACCACUCCACUCCCAGGCUCUGUUUACACGGGUUCGGGUACCCGUCACCCGCCGCCGUGGGUCGCGUGCCUCAAGUCGCGUCGCUCGCGUGACGAGCCAAGGGGGGGGGGGGGGAGGGGAGGGAAGUGGGUGGAGCGGAGGGGACAGCCAGCAGCCGGAGCUGUCAGCCUCAUCAUCAUCCCACGAGUUUUACCUACUUGUAAGCUGAUAGCUUUUCAAGUCUCAUAGCACCGGCCACACACACUCAUUAGGUAUGUUGAGUACCUGGGAAGGUGGGAAGGUGGGAAGGAGAGAACGUACGUGCGUGAGAGCGAGAGAAAGAGAGAGAGAGAGAACAAGUAUAACCACCCCACCUUCUAUCGCAGCACACGCUCUCCUCCUCCACCCUGUACCUUCCCCACCCCCACCCUGCCAGUUAUAUACCUCUCAUUUGCGAGUUGCAGGGCAGUUUGCUGUCGUUCCCACCCACUGCUUGCAGGUAAAGGCCUCCCCCUCCCCCUGCUUGUCCUCAGCACUCAGCCCGGGACAUUGGUGUCCUCCUUGCCUCACAGUCUUGCUUCACAUCUUUCAGCUAGUAAUAGGAUUGGAAGCAUCUGGAAGUUUCUAGACGAGCAGCAAUCUAAUCCUUGUGACAUAUUCUAUUGUGUGUGAAACCUAUUCGACUUUUUCCAAAAGACUUUUUGCUGGAAUCCAGAAUCUUAUCCCUCCACCAACGUCCUGACAAAUAGUUCUCCAUCACAAUGUCAACUGACAUGGAAGCUGCUACUAAACGCCGCUUGGCCUUCCAAAAGACCUACAGCCAGGAGAUGGGCGGAUGGCGGCACAGAAGUCUGAUCGACGAUGCCAAGUUCGAAACUGUGGCUAAUCAGGAAUUUGAAAAACGAGAGCGGAGCAUCAGCCACGGCGAGAUCCCGGAAAACGAUGACGUCAUUGCCCAAAAUGGCGGCCACCCUGCUUCCGCUUUGCCCGAGGGGCAGGUCAUCGUCAGCUACGUCAUUCGGCUGAAGGAAGGACUGGGCAGCGCCUCCAGGAUUCUGAGGCACUUUGAGAACACCAAGACAACUAUCUUGCACAUUGAAUCUCGACAGACACGCACCAAAAAUCGCCAGUUCGAGAUAUUUUUAGAAUGCCAAGGGUCAAAGGACAGUGUGUCGUCUAUCAGCAACGUGUUGCACCAAAACCCUCUGAUUCAGGAGAUGGCUGUUGUUGGCGAGAAGGAGGCUAGUAAGAAGGAAGUGUGGUUUCCUAGCCAUAUAUCGGACUUGGACAGGUGUACCCACCUGAUCACAAAAUUCGAACCGGACUUAGACUACAACCACCCGGGUUUUUCGGACAAGACAUACAGACAGAGAAGAAAGAUCAUCAGUGAUAUAGCCUUCGACUUCAAACAGGGACAGCCCAUUCCUCGCAUCGAGUACACUCAGUCGGAAAUUAAAACUUGGGGUCACGUGUACCGGCAGUUGAAGAACCUGCACAGCACGCAUGUCUGCUGGGAGUACCUGUACAACUUCGAGUUGCUGGAGAAGGAAGGCAUCUACAGUCCUGACAACAUCCCACAGCUGGAGGAUGUGUCGGCCUUCCUCAGAAGGAAAACGGGUUUUUCCCUAAGGCCGGUGGCCGGCCUGCUGUCCGCCCGUGACUUUCUGGCGUCCUUGGCCUUCCGGGUGUUCCAGUGCACUCAGUACAUCCGCCACGGCGACAAACCCGAGAUCUCGCCUGAACCGGACUGCAUCCACGAGCUGCUGGGUCACGUGCCCAUGCUGGCCGACCCCACCUUCGCGCAGUUCUCCCAGGAGCUGGGACUCGCCUCCCUUGGCGCCUCCGACGAGGAUAUAGAAAAGUUUGCCACGCUGUACUGGUUCACGGUGGAGUUUGGACUGUGCAAGCAAGGAGGACAACUGAAGGCCUACGGGGCAGGCACUCUCUCGUCAUACGCAGAGUUGAAACACUCGCUCUCCGAGGCUCCCCAGCGGUUGCCCUUUGACCCGGACACGACAGCCGUUCAGGAGUACAAAGAUGACGAUCUUCAGCCCAUCUACUUUGUGGUGGAGUCGUUCGAGGAAAUGAUGGACAAGAUGAGACAAUACUCACUGCGCAUCAGGCGGCCCUACGAGGUGCACUUUGACCCCUACACGCAGUCCGUGCAGAUCCUGAACAGCAAGGACAUGCUGCACCAGCAGACCCGCGCCCUCCGCACGGAGCUGGACAACCUGCAGCGCGCCAUCGACCGCAUCCAGUGCCUGACCAUGGCCGCCUAGGCCUUGUUAACCCUGUCACGUCAACUUAACCCUUUACCCGCCAUCAGCCUGGGACUCUUGACACAUCCCCUCACAUUACAUCCAACUCUCUUUCUUCCUUUCUUCUUUCCUUUCUUUUUUUCUUUGCAGAACUCUACCAUGUCACGGCCGCGCACACUCACAAACAUAUACACAUACCCACGCGCAAAACGUCCAUUCACAGUAAUGCAUGCAGACAUGCAUUAAUAUUUGUUGUUUAUUCUUGUUAUCAGAAUCUUUACAUUACUGGCUGAUUUUUAUUUAUUUAUUUAUUUAUUUUUUUUUUGCUCCCUUACAUUGUACGUUCAUACUGAUGGCUACCACAUUUGCCAGCAUCCAAAGCUAGAGACUUUCUCGAGAGAAAUGUAAUAUUGAUGCAAGUAUGUAGUGAUUGUAAUAGUUAUAAUUAAUAAGUAUUCUUAUCAUUAUUUAAUGUUAUCAUAUUUCUUAAUACGUUACUGUAAUAUGCUGUAAAUAACUGUUACCUGGCAGAUCGCCACCACCUGUUUACAGCGGUUUAAGAAUUAUACAUAUUUGAGUAAUAUGUAUAUUUAUGUUAUUUACAGUUAUGUUUGUCCCUGUCCUGACAUUUCUUAAGAUAAUAAUGACAGGCUGUAUUCAGCUUGAUGAAUUAAUACAUCAUCUUCUUUACAACUCCUGUUGUCCUUCAGGCGUCCAUUGCAUUUGCAAAUCUUUUAUUCGUGAACAGGUUGUUGCUCGGCCAAUUUCUCUAUAUUUUUAACAAAAUAUAUCUGCUCAAAGUUUCUAAAACUAUUAUCAGAUAACUGACAAACUUUUUUCGGGGGUUUGGCGAUGCUGGGGGCGUGCAUGACCAUCACACAAGUGAGUUUCCUUCGACUGACUAGAAGAUGAUUACAAGUCUACGUCUUUGGGUGGAAGAUGACAAAGGCAGAACAUCACAAGAACCGUCUUGGUUCUAGAAGCCUCUUUCUUUUGUAUUAGAUGUUAACUGCUACUGCAGCUGCAACAUCGUCGUCAAACAGGCUGCGUCCCGCUGGGUGCUGCUGCACCACGUCACUCACGACCAUGCAAGGGACACUACUCCAAUUUGUCACCCAAGCUACAAGCUGCAGGAGUUGUCUGCUGCUGAACCCUCCCACCUAUUGCACAGCGACAACCUUUUGUUUCUCACAUUUUAAAUUCAUUACUCCUGUAAAAGAACACUGUGAUUCCUUUAAAAGAACUAUGUGACUUCGCUUUAUCUCCUCUUUCUCAGAAAUUGUCUAUAAGUGGUAUGUAGUGUGCAGUGCUGAAAGAAAUGUGCAUCUAGUCCGAGUUAUUUAAAGUAUCUGAUCUACCCUGCUUCAUGCUGUAACAAGUACUCUGUAUUGCUUUAGUCGCGUGAUAUGCGUCUAUAUAUGGUAGUUAUUUCAAAGAUAUCUAGGAAAUGUCAGUUAUGUGAUACAAGCAAUAAGCAUUGGAGAUGUUGUGUUUGACAAUACUACAUAUAGACUCAUGUCUACUAGUUGUUAUUUCUACCUAUCUCCCCAAAAUCCAAAAACAAGUAUCAAAAAAAUGAUUAUUUUGUAAGAGCAUGCUUCAGUGGUAUCCUUGUUUAUAUCCUCUAAAUAAACAGUUUCUUUGGGAAUUUGAAUAAAUUUGAAGCACAAUAAUAAAAAAAUAUAAAAAUUUUAUUGAUUACUGAAAAACCAUGCGCAAAGUUAGCUGCCUUGUUAUAACUGUUAAUAAAUGUAUCAAGGUCUUGAUUAUCUCGACCGACAGGGAAGAGAGGUGACAAUAAUGAGGUUGGUAACGAUCUGGUGACUUUUAGUUGUUGGUGACUGAUUUUUGUUUUUGAUCUCAUGAACUGUUUAACAGGAAAAUAAUUUCUAUAAAGAGUCUGUUUUAAAACCAUGUCUUUGUGGAUAGAAAGAACAUUAUAUAUAUAGUAUGUGUGUGUGUGAUAGACCUGGCUGAUAUAUCCUAAUAUAUCUUUCAUUAUGUGAUGGCAAAAGUACCCAUCUGACACACACAAGCAAUGAAUUUUUUGUCAACCACACACACACAUGCAUGCACACAUGCACAUGGAUACAUCAACACGCACACAUAUACACAUGCACACAAUGCACACACUCACUCUCCUCCCCCUCCUUCAUUUUCUGAUCUCAUGCCAGUGGCAUGUAAGUCCAGGUCACAUUAUGUUCAGCUGCUUAUUGUUCAUCCAUGUACCUAAUUGAACGUGUAACUAUAUUCUUGUUGGUAGCGACUGCUGUCAGCUUACUGGGUGAUUCUUCAUGCUAGUGGUCAAUAAUGGUUGUGUUUUCAAUAUAGCUGGUUCAUGUUUUCUGAUUCCUGUAAAUGGUCAGUCUGUUCCCACCAUCAGAAAAUGAAGAACAGACAUGUGAUAUGUCUAGCACUGUGAUGUUCACAUCUGCUCCAUUUGUUAUAAGGCUGUUGUUACUAUAAAUAUACAUCCAUCCAUCCCUUACUAUUCAUGUUUUCUUGCACGGCGCCCUGAGGCAGAUCUUGUGGACAUUUCUUACAUUUGUUUUCGCAGUAAAAGAACUUAUUUAUUUGUUGACGUGUGAUGUAUUAUGUAAAUAAUAAAUGUCGCUUCUGCUAGUGAUAUAAAUUAUGGUAAAUAUACUUCAACGUGACUUAACUGCUCUGAAGUGAUUGCUGUAGUUAAUUUGGCUUUAAAAUAUUGGACUGGAAAAAAAGACCGCGAGUUUUCAAGUGAACGGACCGAGUGAAGUAAGUAAUUAGUCUGACCAGCAACUGAGUUACAUAAAUGAUGAUGAUACACAUACAUUACAAUCAUGAUAAGGUCUUUGUAUGUCAGUGAUGGCAGCAGUCAGGGGUCGCUCCCAUGGUGCAUUGCGAGUUGUGAGCAUUUGUCGCGGACGAAAUAAAGUUGUCACCAGUCCACC
Pomacea canaliculata is the source of this 5274-nucleotide messenger RNA. RefSeq names its product tryptophan 5-hydroxylase 1-like. The record is from RefSeq and is a predicted model, not a curated record. The transcript has 11 exons. Gene Ontology annotation, molecular function: tyrosine 3-monooxygenase activity; iron ion binding. Gene Ontology annotation, biological process: dopamine biosynthetic process from tyrosine. Gene Ontology annotation, cellular component: perikaryon; axon; cytoplasm. Lineage: Eukaryota; Metazoa; Mollusca; Gastropoda; Architaenioglossa; Ampullariidae. Bases 848 to 2365 code for a protein of 505 amino acids.